This is a messenger RNA of Serpula lacrymans var. lacrymans S7.9, 512 nucleotides long. RefSeq lists its product as uncharacterized. NCBI's taxonomy places the organism in Eukaryota, Fungi, Basidiomycota, Agaricomycetes, Boletales, Serpulaceae. The transcript has 2 exons. The record is from RefSeq and is a predicted model, not a curated record. The annotation marks the transcript as partial.
GAGUUCUCUCUCUCUCAUUGUGCUAAUGUCUAUUUUGCAAGUGGCUGACAGUAAGGGCAGGCUCUAGUUCCAUUCUUUGCGCAAGAUUAUCUCUUCUUCUCACAAUGCGUAGGUCACACGAGUAAAAGAGUCCAUCGUGGCUACUUUCCAGGACUCGUCCGUGCGACUUCACCUAGCAUCUGGCAUUUACAUGGUGAAAUGGAGGCGACACAUAUAUUCAAUAUUCAAUGGAAUGGGGAGUGCAUCAUUUUCAUAAUACCGAAUUCAAUCGUCAGCGACAGCACGCAAAGAUGUUGGUUUCGACCCCACCUACUUAUUCUUGGCAAGAGCUUAAGUCUCAACAGCAAUGGUGAACUUUCUCACGAGGCCGUCCAUGCCCGUAGCACCAUCUGCGAAAAAGAUCCAUUCUACACCCUACCUGAGAGCAGUCACCUGACACCUUUCUUUCUAGUGCCUUGUCUUAUUAUAUUCUCAUUUAUUCUGAUAAGACUUCCCGCCAUCACUUCAUUUUA